Molecule: messenger RNA, 997 nt
Organism: Nicotiana tabacum (common tobacco)
Lineage: Eukaryota; Viridiplantae; Streptophyta; Magnoliopsida; Solanales; Solanaceae
Biological process (GO): metal ion transport; transmembrane transport
Cellular component (GO): membrane
Molecular function (GO): metal ion transmembrane transporter activity
Source: RefSeq, a predicted model, not a curated record
UCUCUUUCAAAUCUGGUUGUUCACAUCAUAGACACUCAUGUGGAUCACCUUCAAGAUGUUGUGACGAAGCUGGAGAUUGAGUUGGAUUCAAUGGAGCUGGAAUUGGACAAAGGUGGUUUUGCUUUGAAGAAACAAUUGCUGGACGAUAGAAAAUUUCCAAAGAUGCAUCUUGACCUGCAGCGCCUCCUCCAGGUGAUUGCACAUGGUGAGCAAGUAUUUCCGCGAGUGAAGGAGAAAUGUUCUUCAAAAGGUUGGUUUGCCAGCGAUGACAUCACUUCACUUGAAGAGUUAAUUGGUCGACUGAGAAGACUAAAGGAGAAUGUUGGGUUUAUUGCCAAUCGUGUAACAGCAAUUCAGGCAGGUCUUGAUAGCUGGCAGUCUGAGCAGAUAAAUAAAAAACUUUACUACCUUUCCUUCCUCUCCAUCGUCUUUCUUCCCUUGUCAGUAGUAACCGGAGUGUUUGGGAUGAAUGUUGGAGGAGUUCCUUGGACCAAUCAAAGAGAACCUGAGUUGAAGGAGGGGUUCCGCAAUGUUAUGUUGCUCUGUGUGGUUCUGCUACUGUUGGUUCUCCUUUGCUUCCUUUUUCCCGUGCUUUAUAGUCACGUAGUAGCUUGGAAGAGAAGGCGAGACAUGAAAAGAAGUUGGUCUCUCAACCGGAGAUCCUUCCUUAGAAGAAGUACAGGAGUUAGGGAAAGAAAUGAAAAGGGAGGUUACUUGAGGCUAUACUGAGAUGAAAUUGGAAAUAUAUGCACACUUCAAGCUGGUCAUAUCGCCGCAUGCUCAACAUUGACAUUUUAGUUGAUGUGUCUUAUUGUUCCCUGAAAACACAAAUUCUCGCACGAUUCUUACUUAGAAAGAUGAUGGACGUAAUAGUGAGUUUGUUUUACCAAUUCCUUUCUUUGUUUUACGAAAUCUUGUGCUUGUAUAGAGAAUUCUCUUUUCCAAUUGUUCCAGAAGUUCAGCUUUGUUGUUAUUACAAUGUGACAGUUCUUUUUUU